AUGGAUAGUCAUUUGACUCUGCACAAGUUGAUUUCGAGUGAACCUUUCGGAUGUUUUGGAUUUUGCUCCUGUAUUAAGUUGGUGACUUCGACUGUAAAUUUUUGUUCAAGGUACAAGUUAGUAUGUCCUAGCCAUUAUAUCUUUAGCAAACACUGGAUCCUGGCUGUAGCUGUUACAAGUGAGAGAACAGUGCCUCUUGUAUUCCUCUUGUACAUACAUUUUAUAUUUCCAAUAAAAUCAGCUUUUUAUUCCAUUCUCUCCUGGCCGGCUUACUUGUGUAUUGAGCCAGGCUUUCAUCCAAACAAGAAGAAGAAGACAGAGCCUCCAGUGAAGCAUGGACUUUUUAGGAAGGGGUUUCUCAACCUUCCCCCAAUAGUUUCAGUCCCUCCUACUUCGCCUCGGGAGGUCAACGAUGUCAGGGUGAUAGGACCUUCCUCCCCUCCAAAUGGUUGCAUCAUUCCUCCUUCCGUUGAGGGAAAUGGAUUCUCCCAAUCCCGGAAUUGGCCUGUCAGUUUUGAUCAUAACGGAAAGAUUGUGGUUUGGGAGGAGGAAGAUGAUUAUUUGAUGGAUUGCCCUUGGAUUGGGUGUUGGAUGGGGCUUUUGGGGAGGAGGCCAUGGCAAUUUGGGAUGCCAUGGAAGAAGAUUUCCAGUAGGAUAAGAUGAUUGCGCGCUUAAGUCUAAAGGAAAAAGGGAGCUACUAAAUCUGCAUAGCUCCAUCAAUUAUGACGACGUGAAAGAUCCCUUCAGGCGUAGGAAAGGCAAGGCACACAUGGCGUAGGCUGGUGUACCUUGGCGGAUGAUGGGUUGCCUAGUAUCUUAGUUGGGUCCUUUUGUAGUUUUCUUUUGGGUGUUUUUUUGGCUUCUGGGGUUUAGGUUUUGCGGGUUAGCUUUGGUUAGUCAUCUAUAUACUUCCUGUGUACUUAGAGGCGCCUUAUGCUUUAAUUAAUAAAGUUUUCUUACUUAUCAAAGAAAAGUAAAUGACACCUUUUGGUUUUUG
Messenger RNA from Alnus glutinosa, 997 nucleotides. RefSeq lists its product as uncharacterized. The coding region runs from base 1 to 663 and encodes 220 amino acids. The record is from RefSeq and is a predicted model, not a curated record. NCBI's taxonomy places the organism in Eukaryota, Viridiplantae, Streptophyta, Magnoliopsida, Fagales, Betulaceae. The transcript has 3 exons.